GUCUGCCCGUGGCCCUCUGAGAUCAGCCUGACAAACUGAGAGGCAGAUGAAAUCCUGCCUUGAAGCACCAGGUAGCUAGUUCACUAGGCUGACCAGGGGGAACUAAGAUCACACUGGAUGAUAUAAUAAUGAAAAAAGUCUUAAGAACUCAGUAAAAUUGAGUACUACCUGGGACAAGUGUCUGUACUUGAGUACACUGAGAUAGACUUUAGCACACUGAAACCAUGGCAGCUUCAAAUGCAAAGGUUUCAUCUGCAUCAAGGCGAGGAGUCAGGCCAUGGCUGAUUAUUUGGGCCCUUGUUGCUCUGCAGUCUCUUCAUUCCUAUGGACAGGAUUAUUCUGGAUACCAUUCAGGAGAUUACAAUUCCCAUAUCAAUGAAGGGUCAGCGGUAGAAGACUUAAAUGGAGAGCCAUCAGGAUACCCCCAUCCAGAUGAGUAUCCUGUGGAGCCCACACCUGGUUAUGAAGAGCACACAGCUUCUGGCUACCCCUACCCCCAAACUACUCCACUGGUUACAAUGAUCACUGAAGAGGAGUACCCCUACACCACCACCACACAGUCCUAUGUUGCUGCUAAAGAGGUCACCACCAUGACUACUAGAGUGCCGUACCGCUACCCAGCAACCACCCCCAAUCCAUAUGAUGAUUACUUACCUUCCCCUGAAGUCUAUGAUGACGAAGGGACGGAUGUUCUUGCGGAGAUGAGGGUACCCAGUGCCGUGGGAGUGAAUAUUGUGCCAGGAACCCAGCAGGACAUAAGUGCUUAUCGCCUUGGCCCAAAAGUGCAGGUUAGACGGGAAACAAGACUGGUUCAGCCUCAUGGGUUCCCUCAGGAGUUCUCAGUGGUUUCCACGUUUCGGAUGCUGGAGGACACGCCGCAGGAGGUGUGGAACCUGGUGGAUGUGAAGGACCGGGAAGGUGGAGACCAGUUCCACCUGCGGCUCUAUGGGGAGCUUGACGCUGUCGAUGUCUUCAACGCGGCCGCUGCUGGGGAGGAGAAGGUCACCACUUUUGAAAACAUAGGCCGCCUCUUCGAUGGAGAGUGGCACAAGCUCUCGCUCAGUGCUCACAGGAACCAGCUCACCCUGUACGUGGAUUGCCAGCAGGUCGGCAGCGCCCCCUUCAGUCAGUACGGAUCCAUCAGAACUGAUGGUUUGACAUCUUUAGCCACAAGAAGUAGGGAUGCUGCAACCCUUCCUGUUGAUGUUCAGAAACUGCAGAUUUACAGCAACCCCAACAAAGCAGGAGAUGAACCCUGCUGUGACAUCCCAGGAACUAAAGAUGAACGGUGUGCUUUGCUGGGAUUAAGUCCCGGCCCAACAGAAUGUGACUGUAUGCCAGGGGAGCCUGGCUUUGCUGGUUUUGCCGGCCCAAAAGGUAGCCGUGGUGAGCAGGGCCAGCAGGGUUUUCCUGGCGAACAAGGCAGAGAGGGAUAUAAAGGCUCCAAAGGUGCACCAGGAAGAGGAGGGGACCCUGGUCCUGUGGGUGAUUCUGGUCCUAAAGGUUCUGAUGGCCCUUCAGGAUUUUCUGGAGUCAUGGGUAUUCCAGGACCUCCAGGUGACCCAGGUGAGACGGGUGGUUCUGGCUCAAAGGGCGACAUCGGACUGACAGGGCCUAUGGGUGAAGUAGGACCGAAAGGAGCGACUGGGGAAGUAGGUCAACCAGGAGAGCCAGGACCUGGGGCAGACAAAGGAGAAAAGGGGUCUAUAGGAAAGACUGGAGAGGAAGGACCUGCUGGGCCCAUGGGAGAAAAGGGUCAAAUUGGGGCACCUGGAUUUUCAGGAGACACUGGCGAGCAGGGUUAUAUGGGUUACCCUGGAAUGAUGGGAGAGAGAGGAGAUCCAGGCAUAAAGGGAAACACUGGCUUGGGAGGAAUUCCCGGUACAGAUGGCGAGCCAGGGGGUGAUGGUCCUACAGGAGUUACUGGAGUAGGAGGUGAACCGGGACCAUUCGGAGAAAAGGGUGAAAGAGGAGAUCCAGGACCAAGAGGCCCACCAGGAAGGCAGGGUGCCCAGGGAGCAAGAGGAAACACAGGUGAUCCAGGUAAACCUGGGAAGUCUGGGCCUCAAGGAUUGAAGGGUCAGCCUGGUUCUCAAGGUGAAACAGGCCCGGAUGGUGAAAAGGGCCAACAAGGAAGCACAGGUAUCAAAGGAGUUGAAGGGGACAAGGGUAGCACAGGUUUCCAAGGAGACAAAGGACAGCGUGGUGAGCGUGGCUCUUCAGGCCCGGACGGCCCAUUGGGAAGAAAUGGCCCCCCUGGUAUCCCUGGCACGAGGGGUGAAUCUGGUCCCUCAGGAGACCCUGGAGACUCAGGAGCUGCAGGAGCCAAAGGAGUCCAAGGGUCACCGGGCCCAGCUCUGUCUGAUGCACAGAUCUAUGAAUUGUGCCGUGGCGUGGUAACAGCACAGAUAUCACAACAUGCGGCUUCCAUCCGAUCCAAGUGCGCCAGUGGCUGCCCAAUCAACAACAGGAUUCUCAUCGGACCACCAGGAGGUCGAGGAUUGCCUGGCCCACCAGGAAAACCAGGCAAAAGCGGUCUGGCUGGGAAAAAAGGGACUCAAGGGAAAAGGGGACCAAUUGGAGUGGAGGGAACAAAAGGAGCUCCUGGAGAACAAGGCAGGAAAGGUGAUAAAGGAGAAACAGGAGACAGAGGAACAGGACUUCCAGGACAUGAUGGACGCCAGGGUCCCAGAGGACUUCCCGGCUUUGCAGGCGUUCCCAAAAACGGUAUUCCAGGGUUGGAAGGUCCUCGUGGUCAUUCUGGUCCUACAGGCCGGCCAGGAUUGCCUGGGUCUGCUGGCGUUCCCGGACGUUGUGAAGCUCGGGACUGUAGUAUCCAUGCUCCUGCACUUCGCUCAGAACAUGAGCUUGUGAAAGGACCAGUAAUUUAAAAAAAGACAAAACACAAGAAAACAACUGAAUUUAUCAACAAUGACAUUGUGUGAGUUUCUCCACACACAUCUGUGGGUGCUUAAAGUAUAAUCUUUACAUUUACUUUAACUGGAGUCAAAACUAAAGCUCUCAUAGAAGCAACUUUUUUAAUGCAUCAUUUGUUGAAUUUGUUUAAAAUGAUGUGAAUAUCUAGAACCACAAAUAUUGUGAGAGAACAUUAUUACCAUAGAAAACCAGAAGAACCAGCCCACCUCCUGAUUUGAUCAGUUGAAAAUUCAAAUGUUCAGGCUAUGCCAACUCAUUCUGAAUGGUUCCAGAAACUUUUGAUUUAAUUUCUUUAUUUCUGUGGAUGAGAUUAAAAUAAAAAAGAGCAAUGUAAAUAAUUCUGUACAGAAUCUUAAGUACAUGUGUCAGAUUUUUGCUUCCUACACUUAUAAACAAUAUAAUUUAAUGGUGCUAAUGCUAACUUUAAAGCAGUGAACACACAGAAUAAGUUUGUUCAUACUGUGUAUUUUAUAAAUAGCUGUUUGGAAGUUAUGUAGGUGCUAUAGCCCCUUUGAUUAGGAUUUUUUUUCCCCCGCUAUGCAGAUAAAACCCCAUGGGGUCUAUUUAAAUGAUAGAAAUGGUGGUACUCUUUAACUCUAUUAAUGUAACUGGAACUUUCCCCUAAGGGUUUUAUAUAGAAACAUUACUCCAUAUAGUAAAAUUAACAUUACUGUUUGUAGUAAAAAUCUAGUGAAAUUAGGUUUGUCAAAAAAAUAUAUAAGGUAUUUGUGUGUUAGUAUUAAGAUCUGCCACAGUUUAGAUUAUUAAAAUAGGCCCAUGUGUGACUAAGAUUUGUGGUUCUGGUGCCCGAAGGGGAUUUAGGAAUUGGGGUUAAAUAAGUUAUGAAGUAAUGUAUGACUUGAUAUACAGCCAUUUUACAACCAUUUACAGAAUUCUUUAACAGUUAGGAGUUAACUUCUUUAUAGCUACCAAUCUAUAUAUUUUGCUUCUAUAUGUUAACUGCGGGUGUUGCGUUUUUUAGUUUUGCCAAAAGCUUUCUUUUUCCAUCAACACAGUAAACUUGGCAUUUAGUAAAUUUUAAUAAAAUCUAAUAGAAAAAAAAAUAGUAAAUAGUGUGGAGACUGUCAGAUCUUGCACACAAAUCGAUUAUUUAUUUGACCAAAAAUCUAGUUCUGAAUUACCAGUUAAUCGCUAAAGUUAUAUAGUGCAAGAAUAUUACAAUUAUAUAUUUUGCAGUAUGGGCAUCUUAUUUCUGAAAAGGGUUGCCACCAAGAACUAUACCAACACUCCCUUGAAAUACCUACUUCAUUUCAGAUAUAUUUUGUUAAUCGAUGUUCAUUAAAAUGUAUUUAUGCAGAACAAAACUGAAACUAAUGAUGUGUUAAUUACCUUUUAUUUAUUUAUUAGGAAUCCUAACCUAAAAACACUCUUGAUGAUUUCAAUGUUAAAUACACACCUGGGUUUCUAAAUGAUAUGCAACCUAACAAAGGUUUGGCAAUAGGUCACAUGCAGCAUUGGCAAGAUACAAAUGGCAAUACAAAAAUGAAGCCAUACAUAACUUUUUUUUUUUUUGCAGGUGUGGGUAAUUCAAUUGGAAAUCAUAUUAGCAAUUUAAAAGCCUUUAAUUUUCAUAGAAUACAUUUGAAGUGAACAUGAAUUAGACUUGUCCAACGCUUAUUUAUAUUACAGACCUAACGUGAUAAAUUUGUGUUAAUGCAGAUUAUUAUUAGCAAUUAUUCAGGUUACACAAUUUAAUUUAUAAUUACUAGGUAGUUACAAGGAAGCUUUGGUGACAUGAAUGUAGUCAUAUUGCAUAAAUGACACGUUUUAAUGCUCAAUUGUUUUUUUGUUUUUUUUUUAAUGAGAAAUCUAUCA
Messenger RNA from Polyodon spathula (Mississippi paddlefish), 4773 nucleotides. RefSeq names its product collagen alpha-1(XXII) chain-like. The coding region runs from base 225 to 2891 and encodes 888 amino acids. The record is from RefSeq and is a predicted model, not a curated record. NCBI's taxonomy places the organism in Eukaryota, Metazoa, Chordata, Actinopteri, Acipenseriformes, Polyodontidae. The transcript has 30 exons.